Molecule: messenger RNA, 1635 nt
Organism: Anopheles bellator
Lineage: Eukaryota; Metazoa; Arthropoda; Insecta; Diptera; Culicidae
Exons: 9
Coding region: 1-1635 (544 amino acids)
Source: RefSeq, a predicted model, not a curated record
AUGCCGGUAGUGGUGCCUAUAACGAUUCCACCGAUCAUCAUACCAACGAUCAUCAUACCGACGAUCACGCUACCGACUGUUCCGACAGUCACACUUCCGAUCGGCCCGACUGUGGGCCCGGCCGCAUGUCCCAUCUGUCAGUGCCCCCAAACCAGCGACGGUCUCGUCACUGGCCUGUUGCAAAUCAUUUUUCAAAUCCUGCAGACGACCACAGGAAGCAACACCGUGGCCUGUGCCUUGCCGCUGGGCGGUGUAACGCUGCCCAACGUCAAUAACAUUCUUCUAGCGCAGCCGCAGAACAACGGUGUCGUUCCGGAUCUACUGCAAUUGGUCAGCCAAGCUCUACAGGGUCUGCUGGGUGGGACGGGCGGAACUCUACCGAUCGCCCAAUCGCCUCUGUCGUCCAUCAACGUACUGUUGGGACAGCUGAAAAAGGCGGGCGUAGUACCGGAGCUUCUGCAAGUCGUGAGCCAAGCGUUACAAGGACUUCUCGGUGGUGGUAGCAGCGGAGUAGCAGGGGUUUCGCUUCCCCUGGGCCUGGGAUCGCUUACUGGAGGAACCGGAUCGCUUUUGCAGGGACUUUCACUUGGUGGUUUGUUGGGUCAGACCGGUGGCGUCGUACCGGAUCUGUUGCAGGUCGUAAGUCAAGCCGUGCAGGGACUUUUAGGUGGCGGAAGCUCUUCGCUCGGAAUCGGAUCCAUACUAACCGGUGGACAGUCGCUGCCGCUCUGUCCUGGCAUAACGGUGCUACCUCCGACCUGCUCCGUCCAAACGAGCAGCAGCAGUGCGGUACAGCAGAUUGUGGCGCUCAUCACGGUUCUCCUGCAGAACCUUCUGGGUUGCGUAUCGCAGCUGCAGUGUGCUUCUUCACCCGCGGUCACUAUACCGCCCAUUACGAUUCCGCCCAUAACUUUACCGCCCAUCACCUUACCACCGAUAACUGUAACACUACCGGACGUAACGUUACCGGUGAUAACCCUGCCAACGUUGCCUUCCAUAACGCUUUCACCAAUCGUUUCCCAACCAUCCGGAGCUUGUGGCACUGCGGUGUCGACCAAUUUGGGUUUAAUACAGCAGCUGCUUCAGAUCGUCUCGAAUCUUCUGCAGGGCCUACUGGCACCAGUUACUCUGGCCCCGAUUACGCUUCCGAUCACAUUGCCGGCCAUAACGCUACCGGCCAUAACGCUGCCGGCCAUAACGUUACCCUCCAUAACGCUGCCGAGUUUGGGUUCGGGUGGCACUGGAAUUUCGCUAUCGGUCCAGGCCAACGUGGAUCUGCUCAGUGAUCUGCUGCCGGCGCUAAUCACUUUGCUUCCACUGCUUCUCGUACUGCUGCCCUCGCUGCUGGGGACACUGUCUUCGCUUCCUCUGCCGACGUCAGCGCUAGGCAUCCUCGCCGAUCUGCAGUCCAAUCUGGGGCUGCUGAGUGGAGUGCUGCCGGUUGUGUUGAGCUUGCUGGAGAGCCUGCUGGGUUCGGGUUCGGGCUCCGGGGGCAUAACAAUCCCGCCGAUCACUAUACCCACGAUAACUCUACCAACUAUCACGCUGCCAACCGUCACAUUGCCAACGAUUACCCUUCCGACGGUUACCCUGCCAACGGUGACAAUUCCUACGCUACUCGAUGGCAUCCUGUAG